AUGUUAUUUGUUCAUGAUAUCGUGUUGGUAGCAGAAACUAAGGAGGAAGUUAAUAAUAACUUGGAAAAGUGGAAAGCAAUUCUAGAAGGGGAGCAACAUAUGACCAUUGUUGAAGAAGUUGUUGCAAGUACAACCAAAUUCACGUAUUUUGGAUCUAUUAUUCGGGGUCAUCGGGAGAUUAAUGGAGAUUUUACACAUCAAAUACAAGCAGGUUGGCUCAAGUGGCGAGCAACCACCGGAGUAUUAUGUGAUAGGAAGUUUUCAUGUAGGUUAAAAGAUAAAUUUUACCUAUUUGCAAUCAGGCAUGCUUUGCUUUAUGGGACAAAAUAUUGGCCUAUAAAGAAAACUAUAUUUGAACAUAAGAUGAAUUUAUCAAUUUUGAGGACCUUUCUCGAACCAGGGUACUCUUUGACAGCAUCAUCUUUUAUGGUUGGUGUUUUUUUUGAUGCUAUUGUUGCUACUGGAUUGUUGUUGUUAUUAAUGAUGUAA
Amaranthus tricolor (Joseph's coat) is the source of this 489-nucleotide messenger RNA. RefSeq lists its product as uncharacterized. The record is from RefSeq and is a predicted model, not a curated record. The transcript is spliced from 4 exons. NCBI's taxonomy places the organism in Eukaryota, Viridiplantae, Streptophyta, Magnoliopsida, Caryophyllales, Amaranthaceae. The coding region runs from base 1 to 489 and encodes 162 amino acids.